GCGGGUGCGUGCGUUUGUGCGUGUGUCUGAGAGAGAGAACCUUAAUAACAGUCGGAGGAAAAUGGACGGAGUGGGUUCAUUUGGUGCUGGCAGAGCCGGGUCUGCAUUCGACCCCAUUGCCUUUAUUCAACAGCCGCAGACCAUCCUCAGAAUAUUAUCAUGGAUCUUCUCAAUAGUGGUGUUUGGAUCCAUAAUAAAUGAAGGCUAUGUAAACCAUGGCAGUGAGAUGCUCUACUGCGUUUUCAACAAGAACAACAAUGCCUGCAACUAUGGGACAACCAUUGGGCUCAUAGCCUUUUUAGCCUGCAUUUUCUUCCUUUACCUUGACAUGAAGUUCCAACAAAUCAGCAGUAUUAAAGACAGAAAGAAGGUGGUGAUGCUGGACAUUGGAUUCUCAGGUUUCUGGGCAUUUUUGUGGUUUGUUGGGUUCUGCUUCUUGGCCAACCAAUGGCAGCGCACCACCCCAGAUGAGCUGCCCUUAAAUCAGGGAGCGGAUGCUGCCAGAGCUGCCAUAACCUUCUCCUUCUUCUCCAUCUUCACCUGGGCUGGCUUGACUGUAAGAGCGGUGCAGAAGUACAUGCUAGGUACCGACAUGUCCCUCUUCACCAAAGAACACCUCGAUGGCACCCCACCCAUCCAGCCCUACCCCACUGGCCCCAACACUGAGCCCACUGACACAUACCAGAGCCCACCCUUCACUGAAAACCCGGACUCCACCGCCCCAAACUACCAGGUGCCAAUUUACUAAAGCAGUGCCCAGCAGAGUCAUCAGUCUAUGUGGCACUGGCCUUCAAACUGAUGUUCAUAGGUAGUAGUGUUCUGUGAACUUCUGUACAAGAAUAUGUUGAUUGUGAUUUCACUUUCGUUAGGAAUAUUACAUGUUAAUUUACCUGGUGGAAUGAAAACGAUUGAGGGGUAUCAGUUUCAAUGUUGUGUAAAAAAUGAAAAAGGAACAUGUUAUGUUGCAUGUGUUAUAUUUAGAAAGAUAUGAAGUGUCAUGCAUCCCAAACAAUAACUUAUAUAUUCAGUUUCCAUAAUGCCAUUGGGUACUGUAUAUUAAGUGCAACCUCUAAAACAUGGAAAGGCAGACCAUAAUGCAUUUAAAUGUCCUACAACUAAAAUCUGCCAAAAUUGUCUACUUCUGAGAACUUAACAGAGGUGUCUUCAUAAGAGAGGGUUGCGUUCUGCUGUAGAUAAGGUUUUCUUAUGUAUGAAAAGGUAUUUCAAUGUAAAAAAAAAAAAAAGAUUAACAUGUGGAGUCAGAGUUUAAAUUACUGUAAACACUAAAUGUGUUUUGCCUAGCGUAAGAUGUGUGAAUACUUAUGACAAUACAAACUAUGAAGGUUUAAUGUAUCAUACAAAAAAACUAAUUCAAACAACAUACCAAAUGAAAUUUGUACUUAAGACACAACUGCCAUUAGUUAUGUAACAUAGAGCAAUGACAAUUUUAUAGAAGGUUAAAUUGGUAUUAUGAAAAAGAUGAACACAAAGAUACAAUCAAAGUUUAAUUAUGUAUCAGCAUUUAAAUUAAAUAUUCUGUAAUUAUACAAACUUCAACAAUAUCAUCAAUUGCUAUGUUUUCAAAAUUAGAAAUGGGGAAAAAAAAAACUGUAUGGCAAGUCACUUUGAGAUAUAUCUAUGCCAGUGGUUUACCCAGUGGUGUUUGGGACAGAAUGACUCCCUGAUGUGAAGAAAAAAAGAAACUGUUUGGUGACAUCAUCAUUGCUUUGUCUGAAAUGUGGUAGAAUUCUGGUAGUGUUUCUUUGCUCAGAGAUAGGACGACAUACACAAAAUGAUAGCGAUUGUACUUCAAUACAUGUUAACAGAGUAUGUUUGUGAAAGUGGUCAGGGUCUUGUGUUUCUUGUACUUAACACUGCACUCCUGAUAAAAUGCUUCAUGGACCAAUUUUACUAAACCGUUUCAGAGACCUAUUCUGAGGUAGGAUUUCCUGGUUCAAAAUUUGCACCUCUAAUAAGCAUUACAAGUAAAAGAUACUGAAGAUCAGUAAAACUAAAAACAAAAGACCUUGUUUAGUUUUUGUAUUUGUACCUCAUUGAAGGAAAAUGUGCAAAAUUUGCACCAGAAAAAUACUUUCGAGUUCUUGUUCAUGACUCUUUUUAUACAUAUUACAUGCUGUAUAUCUUCAGGCAAUAUAACCCAUCUUGUGAAAGUUGUACACAAAAGAUUUGUUGUUGUCCAAUGGAAUGUCUUCAGACUGCAGUUAUAAACAUUAUGAAGAAAAAAAAAUCAAUAAAAAAUGUUCAUGAGUGGAUCACUCUGUAAUGUGUACCUUGAAUACACAGUUAUACAGAAACCUUUAUGAUAUGGAAGCCAGAACCUGUAAAAUAAACUAAAAAAUGGCUUCAAAUGCUCAGGGCGUUUGUUAAAUUGGGAUUUUGAAGGUGGGGAAACGCCAAGAUCUGGCCAUUCUGGCCCAGUUUAACUCCUUCAAAUCCUUAAAUUAUGAUCCUCCGUCCCAAUGUUCCUUGGGCUUGGGUCUAUGGCAGUGUGAAGAACUAUUUAUGAGGCACAAGCACGAUGCAGAGCUGUGGUAAUUUUAAAAAGAAAAACAAAGUUUAGAGCCUCUGACAUUUUUGACAAUUUGAAGGCAGUGGAAACUGAUGAGUGAUCUUUCUUGCAUUGAUUUAAAUGUAUAAUAGUGAAAUAAGUUGAUAACACCUAAACAAGUGCUGAGGUUUCAUGUCAGACAAUCAUAUGUGCCCUAAGGAGUGCUGAAUGAUCAUUGUUCCCUGGUUUGAUCAUUUAAUUCAACACAAACAUUCAUUGUUCUUCAAAAAUGCAUUUCUGUGUUUAAAUAGACAUUGAUUACUGUACCUUACUCUAGAAAGUCUACAUAUUAACCAUUUUUAUAUUUAUGCGCUGUAGAUUUUGUAAACAGUAAUUAAUUUUCUUUUUUAAAUCAGCCAACGGACAGGAGCGUUUUGAAAUAUUAUUAUUAUUAUUAUUUUUUUUAAAGGCAGUUAACCUGACAGCAUAAAAAAAAAAAAGAAAGAAAAUGACCAUGCUAACAGCAUUGGAAAAACCUGACGAAAAUAAGUAAAGAAAAGUAUUGAAGGGGUAUAUUAACUGAAUUAACGUUAGAACUUGGCCCCCUUCAAAAUGGUUACAGUCCCACUUGCACUCUGAAUGGAAAAGAUCUUGAUUGUUCUUCUUCGAAAUGGCGCACUUCCACACUUUCAACUAAAUGCAAGUACAGAUCACGUGUGCAUUUUAGAUCACCCCUCAUCUUUUCAAGCAUCUGGUGAAGCGCCAGUCCCUGUGUUGCAGACUGAAGAUGUGGAUUCAUCU
This is a messenger RNA of Xyrauchen texanus (razorback sucker), 3310 nucleotides long. Its product is annotated as synaptogyrin-3-like. The transcript is spliced from 4 exons. The record is from RefSeq and is a predicted model, not a curated record. Gene Ontology annotation, cellular component: neuromuscular junction; synaptic vesicle membrane. The coding region runs from base 62 to 748 and encodes 228 amino acids. Lineage: Eukaryota; Metazoa; Chordata; Actinopteri; Cypriniformes; Catostomidae.